UUCUUCUACCGCAUUGAACUCGCCAUAGUCCGGCUCCACCGGCCAAUGGAGAAUGGCAUCGACUACGAUACCAACUCCGGUCUGGCCACAAGCAUCGUGGUCUCCGGCAAGUACAUGGAUAGGUGGAACAUAACGGAUGGGUUGCUGACGUACAGCGGCAUGGGAGGGUAUGGGGGGAGGAGGGCGGAGCCAAGGGAUCAGAAAAUGGAGAAGGGGAAUCUGGCGAUGAAGAGGAGUGUGGAGGCGAGGAAGCCGGUGAGGGUGAUA
Molecule: messenger RNA, 267 nt
Organism: Phalaenopsis equestris
Lineage: Eukaryota; Viridiplantae; Streptophyta; Magnoliopsida; Asparagales; Orchidaceae
Product: histone-lysine N-methyltransferase, H3 lysine-9 specific SUVH5-like
Exons: 1
Source: RefSeq, a predicted model, not a curated record